Messenger RNA from Hypomesus transpacificus, 2297 nucleotides. RefSeq names its product hyaluronidase 3 (gene hyal3). Gene Ontology annotation, cellular component: acrosomal vesicle. The transcript has 4 exons. Lineage: Eukaryota; Metazoa; Chordata; Actinopteri; Osmeriformes; Osmeridae. The record is from RefSeq and is a predicted model, not a curated record. The coding region runs from base 690 to 2012 and encodes 440 amino acids. Gene Ontology annotation, biological process: hyaluronan catabolic process; carbohydrate metabolic process. Gene Ontology annotation, molecular function: hyalurononglucosaminidase activity.
UCCUGUACGUCGUGCUGGAUAAGAGCGUCUGCUAAAUGCUAAAUGACUAAAUGUAAAUGUAGUCUGUCUCUCAGGCGAUGUGGACUGAACCGAUGCAAGCGUUGUUAAACUGUAUGUCUCAGCUCUGACACUCAUGCUGCUUGGGUGAGAUUCAUGCGUAACCCAGCCACUGUAGUUUCACCAACACAGACGCAAGAAGGUUUGCGUUGGUGAACGACUCCACCAGGGUUCGGACUGUGGAAGCUGUAGCCUGUGUGACACAGGAAUGACUAGUCAGAUAAUGAUGACUGUCUCUGCUUCCGGACAGGAAGGGAUCGGGGAUGUGUCCGAAAGCUUUUACAGCAUUCUGUAGCCUCCUUCUCCUGUCUCAGCGAUGUAGCCUAGGCAACAUGGUCUUGGUCGGCAAUGGGAACACGUUCCUUUUUUUUGCUCAGAAGUUCUCGCAAAGAAAAAAACGACUGCAAGCGGAACUCAUAAGAUGAGACGAUAGGGCCUUCGGUGGAGGAACCCCGAGUUCCUCUGAGAACCGUCCGUAGCGCUAUGCUGUGGUUUUGGUGUGAUGUGCUGAAGAAAUAAUUCUCAAAAAAUCACACCGUUGAGUAACGACCUACUUCCCCAUUCCUGGAUGUGAGAGAGAUAGCCCACGCUGUGAAGACUCGGAAGGACAAAGCCCUGGCCGGUGAGCAGCCAUGUUGCUGUGUCGCCUCCUCCUCAUCCUCCCUCCCUGGGUCUCCUUGGCUCCGUCCCCUGUAAAAGCGGCGGCCAGCCCCCAGUUCUCAGACACUCCCUUCACCGUGGUGUGGAACAUGCCCACCGCCAGGUGCCACAGCCGUCACGGCGUCCACUUACCCCUCCCCUCCCUGGGCAUCCUGGCCAACCGGCAGCAAAGCUUCCAGGGCCAGACCGUCAGCCUGUUCUACAAAAACCGCCUGGGCCUCUACCCCUACCUCAGCCGGGAAGGGCGCAGGGUCCACGGGGGAGUCCCCCAGAGGGCUGACCUGAGGGCCCACCUGUCCCGGGCCAGGGCCCAGCUCUCCUCUCUGCUCCGGCCUGGGUUCAGGGGCCUGGCUGUGCUCGACUGGGAGGCGUGGCGCCCCCUGUGGGCCAGGGACUUUGGCUCCAAGACGGCCUACCGACAGCUGUCCAAGGAGCUCGUGAGGAGGAGCCAUCCAGAGCUGUCGCAGCAGGAAGUGACAUCGCUGGCCAGGAAGGAGUUUGAGAGGGGUGCCAGGAAGCUCAUGAGGGAGACUCUGCGGCUGGGGGUGAGUCUGCAACCGGGGGGGCUCUGGGGGUACUACGGCUUCCCUUCCUGCUUCAACGACCCCCCCACGACUGCACCACAACCAAGGCUAGGGGGCAACCAUACCCACGUCUACACCGGCCACUGCCACCCCAGAACCAGGCGCAUGAACGACCAGCUGGCGUGGCUGUGGGCCCAGUCCACGGCCCUCUACCCCAGCAUCUACCUGCCCCGCCGGGUGGCAGGCUCCUCGGACGCUGCCCUCAUGGUCCGUCACCGCCUGCUGGAGGCCUCCAGGCUGGCGUCUCAGCACGGCACUGCCACCCCGCCUCCCCCGGUGCUGCCCUACGCUCGACUGGCUUUUGUGCACACGCUCACCUUCCUUAAUCAGACAGACUUGGAGCACACCCUUGGAGAGAGUGCUGCUUUGGGUGCAGCAGGGGUGGUCCUAUGGGGAGAGAUCAAGUUUGCCCGUUCAAAGCGUCAGUGUGAGCUCCUGAGGGACUACCUGGGCUCUGUCCUCGGACGCUACAUCCAGACCCUGAGGAACGAUGUCAUACUCUGCAGUCACAGGCGCUGCCACGGCAACGGCCGCUGUGCCCGCCGCGACCCUCUCUCCGAUCACAUGAUCCCAUCUACAACCUCAGAUCCCACCCUGACCCCAGACCUCUCCCACAACCUGAGUGACCUCUAUGACCACUUCCUGUGCCAGUGUUACCAGGGCUGGACAGGUGACACAUGCCAGAUGAAGACAGGGUCAAACACCAGCUAAUGCCAAUGUCUCAACUGAUGAAACACAGUGUGAUGACAUCUAGACAGUAAGCAAUACUGUCAUUAAAGCUCCUCAACUACCUGAAGCUAUUGUUUUAUUCAGUGUACAUGUACCCUAUUUUGUGUUAGGAUGACUCAGGCCCCCCAAAAAAGUGGAAUUCAUAAAUCUUUAAAUUGGAAGCGUUGUCAUCAACAGAAAAUCUGUAUUUUCCUCACAUGCUUACAUAACAAAGUGUGUUGACAUAUUCACUACAGAAAUACGCUUUUUUCCAACUGAAACGUUCAC